Messenger RNA from Talaromyces atroroseus, 2118 nucleotides. RefSeq lists its product as hypothetical. Gene Ontology annotation, molecular function: glycerol-3-phosphate O-acyltransferase activity; glycerone-phosphate O-acyltransferase activity. The record is from RefSeq and is a predicted model, not a curated record. Lineage: Eukaryota; Fungi; Ascomycota; Eurotiomycetes; Eurotiales; Trichocomaceae. Gene Ontology annotation, biological process: phospholipid biosynthetic process. Bases 1 to 2118 code for a protein of 705 amino acids. Gene Ontology annotation, cellular component: endoplasmic reticulum membrane. The transcript has a single exon.
AUGGCACACAAGGCGGCAUCGAGCGGCCAGCAUCUGGUACCAUGGAUCUACGACACGCUUCUUAUCAUAUUUCGCUUUUGCUUGAACAUCUUCUUUCGGGAAGUGUACGCACCUGGAGCAUGGCGCAUUCCUAAAAAGGGCCCUGUCAUUAUCGUGGCAGCACCCCAUGCCAAUCAAUUUGUCGAUUCGAUCGUUCUGAUGCGCAUCCUGAAACGUUAUGCUGGACGACGAAUAUCCUUUUUAAUCGCCGAGAAAUCAAUGAGGGAGCCGUACAUCGGGACAAUGGCAGCACAAAUGGGUGCGCUUCCAGUCAACCGUGCUAUGGACAACAUCAAACCGGGAGAGGGCACUAUCUUCUUACCGUAUCCCGACAGUGAUCCGACUCUUGUCCGUGGGAAAGGGACCAAUUUCACUGAUCCCAUGUUCAUGGAAAGAGGCACUAUUAUCUUGCCUAAAGUGAACCAGGACCCUCCCGAACAACAGGCGAUAGCCGAGAUCAUUGGUCCUCAAGAACUUCGUAUCAGAGCACCCUUCAAAAAAUUCCCCCGCGAUCACCCGUUGUACGAAAGUAUUCAAACAGGAACUUCAUUCAAAGUGGCGCCCCACAUAGACCAGAGUCAGAUGUUUGACGCUGUAUAUCGAGGACUGGAAUCGGGUGGUUGUAUUGGCAUCUUUCCUGAAGGCGGUAGCCAUGAUCGUCCACGGUUGCUACCCCUGAAAGCCGGUGCUGCUAUCAUUGCUCUUGGGACGUUGGCCCGCUCGCCUGACUGUGGCUUGUCUAUCAUUCCAUGUGGACUGAACUACUUUCAUCCCAAUAAAUUUCGCUCGCGUGCUGUCAUAGAGCUGGGCCCACCGGUAGAAGUUCAUCCGGAUCAGGUUGCCGCUUUCAAACUUGGCGGAAAUUCUAAACGCAAUGCAGUCGGAUCUCUCCUUGAGACGAUACAGGAGGCAUUAGAUUCAGUCACGCAGCAAGCCCCUGACCGAGAGACGCUGAUGCUUAUUCAGGCUACGAGGAGACUAUAUAAGCCAUUACGGAUGAAACUACCCCUUCCUGUCGUCAUUGAACUCAACAGGCGCCUUAUGAAAGGUUAUACCCAAUUCAAAAAAGAACCAAAGGUCAUUCAAUUAUCCAAAGCUAUAAAGGCUUAUAGCCGCCAGCGCAAAGCUCUGGGCAUACAAGAUCAUCAAGUAGAAUGGGGCAAUGUUCGGCGUCGACCAUGGUGGCUCGUAUUUCUUACACUAGUGUAUCGUGUUGGGGAACUGCUUGCAUUGACUCUGGCGACUUUGCCGUCCCUAGCUCUAUUCUGGCCUGUGUUUGUCACUGCGCGGGUUAUCUCUCAUUCCAAACAGCGCAAAGCACUCGCCAAUUCAUCCGUCAAAAUGGAUGGCCGCGACGUUGUUGGAAGUUGGAAAAUACUCGUGACAAUGGGACUUGCACCCACGUUAUACACGUGGUACACUGUGGUUGUUACGUACUGGUUACACUAUUGUCGACACGACGGCCACUACUCUUCUCUUGUCCCAUGGUGGAUGAACGCUCGAGUAUACGUUCCGGACAGCGUCCCACUGCGGGUUUUUGCUAUAUUCUUUUUUGGCCUCAUGAUAGCAGUCAGCUUUGCGGGUCUUCGCAUUGGUGAGAUUGGUAUGGACAUCUUCAAAUCUUUGCCGCCGCUGUUCAUUGCGUUAAACCCGAGCUCCUCAUCCGCAUUAAUCAAGCUACGCAACCAACGUCGAGCGCUGGUGGCUCAAGUUGUCAACGUCAUCAACACUUUUGGCCCGCAGAUAUUCCCAGAUUUUGAAUAUGAGAAGCUGGUUGACGAGAACUAUGACUACGACGGCGAAGGUGGCAUCGACAUUGACUAUGCAACCUAUAGGUCUCGUCUCAAGAGCAUGCCACCCAGUGAACCCCAGACACCCAACCGCAGUCGUAGCCGAAGCAGCGGCAGGCGUCCUUCUGAUUCUUGGCAAGGAGUCAGCAGCGGAGCAUUGCUUAAGCCGCUCACGUCCGGGCCAUCGAAGGACGAGCUGAGCGAGCUGAACCGACGGAUUGGGACAUUCACUCCAAAGAACGAGAAACAGACACCAGCCGCAGUUAGGUACACCGUUGAGUCUAUAUAG